CGGGCACUGGGUAUUUAAAAACUUAGUAUCGUCUUGAAAUCGAAUCAAAUCAAAAGAGAUUGGGAGAGACAGGGUUCGAGAAAAAUCAAUGGCAGCAGCCGCAACAGCGUCGGUCGUGCCGGCGAACAGAGGCGGUCGUCGGAACGGCGCCGUCGACGAUGAGAAGCUGGUGUUCGAGACCACGGAGGGUGUGGAGCCCAUCAUGAGCUUCGACCAGAUGGGAAUCAAGGACGAUCUCCUUCGGGGCAUCUACGCCUACGGCUUCGAGAAGCCCUCCGCCAUUCAGCAGAGAGCGGUCUUGCCCAUCAUUCAGGGCCGCGACGUCAUCGCUCAGGCCCAGUCCGGUACCGGAAAAACCUCCAUGAUUGCUCUCACCGUUUGCCAGAUGGUCGACACUUCCAACCGAGAGGUCCAAGCAUUGAUCCUAUCGCCCACAAGGGAACUUGCAUCUCAGACAGAGAAAGUGAUUCUGGCCAUUGGGGAUUUCAUAAAUAUACAAGCCCAUGCAUGUAUUGGAGGCAAAAGUGUAGGUGAAGAUAUUAGAAAACUAGAAUAUGGCGUUCACAUUGUGUCUGGAACUCCUGGAAGAGUGUGCGACAUGAUCAAGAGGAGAACAUUGCGUACUAGAGCUAUUAAACUAUUAGUUCUUGAUGAAUCUGAUGAGAUGUUGAGCAGAGGUUUCAAGGACCAAAUUUAUGAUGUUUACAGAUAUCUUCCACCAGAGCUUCAGGUUGUCUUGAUUUCUGCUACCCUUCCAAAUGAAAUUUUGGAGAUAACGAACAAAUUUAUGACAGAUCCUGUAAGGAUCCUUGUGAAACGUGAUGAGUUGACUCUAGAGGGUAUAAAGCAAUUUUUUGUUGCCGUAGAAAGAGAAGAGUGGAAGUUUGACACUUUAUGUGAUCUUUAUGAUACUCUUACUAUCACUCAAGCUGUUAUUUUCUGCAACACGAAACGAAAGGUGGAUUGGCUAACUGAGAAGAUGCGCAGUAAUAACUUUACCGUCUCAUCAAUGCAUGGAGACAUGCCUCAGAAGGAGAGAGAUGCUAUAAUGGCAGAGUUCCGUUCUGGUACUACCCGUGUGCUGAUCACAACAGACGUCUGGGCUCGUGGGCUUGAUGUUCAACAGGUUUCCCUGGUGAUUAAUUAUGACCUUCCAAAUAAUCGAGAGCUUUACAUUCAUCGUAUUGGUCGUUCUGGUCGGUUUGGACGCAAGGGUGUUGCAAUCAACUUUGUCAAAACCGAUGAUAUCAAGAUUCUAAGAGACAUAGAGCAGUACUACAGUACCCAGAUUGACGAAAUGCCAAUGAAUGUGGCCGAUCUGAUUUAAGGAGUCUCCUGGCCAUUUUGGCCAAGCAGGGAAUGUAGGUUGUGACUUUGCGAUUGCUCGACUAGUGCUGGUUUUUUCUCUUGGGUAGUAGUUUGUAUACUAUACUGGCUUUGGCUUUUGGCUUUUUCCUGGGUGAUAGAUUGUACACUAUUGGGUCGCAGAUUGAAGGUUUUUUCUGUCUCUGGGUUUUUGGGUUUUUGUAAUGAGAGUGGUUUCAAUUAAAGAUUUUCUGUGGAUGACAUUAUUUUUAUAAUUUUUUAUGAGACCAAAUGCCCUCA
Molecule: messenger RNA, 1605 nt
Organism: Vitis vinifera (wine grape)
Lineage: Eukaryota; Viridiplantae; Streptophyta; Magnoliopsida; Vitales; Vitaceae
Product: eukaryotic initiation factor 4A-3
Exons: 8
Coding region: 89-1327 (412 amino acids)
Cellular component (GO): nucleolus; catalytic step 2 spliceosome
Molecular function (GO): ATP binding; mRNA binding; RNA helicase activity
Source: RefSeq, a predicted model, not a curated record